GCAAUUUGCGUCAUCCAGGCGUGCAAUUCGCAAAACCCACAACUGAAAGCGAGAGUGCGAGUGGGUGGUGCGCUUGCUUGCUUGUUCGCUGGUGCUGGCUGCUGUUGUCCCCUUGACCCCCUCAUCACCACGACAGCUUUCAACGACGACGUGAAAGCGUGCGGAGGGCAGCCAACCAACACACGCCAGGCCAGCCAUGGACCCGAGUGAUCCACACGAGGCAACAGAAGCCAACAAGAACAACAAGAACAACAACAGCACAUCAGAAGCGGCACGUGCUUCACAACAAUCACAACCGCAGCAUCAAGACGCCCACUCAACGUCAGCAUCAUCCCCAGCACCACCACCAACGUCAAUGAAGCCACAGCAACAACAGUCAGCUUCCAAGACAAGCACUAACCCCUUUGAUGCGUCGUGGGUGCCGCCCCCAAACGCUUUCUCAUCCUCAGCACCAGCGAUAACGACAACAGCGACGCCACCCGCAUCCACCUCAGCGAGAGGUGAAGGGUCUGCAAGCGACACAACGCGCACACCAAAUGGCACAGCUCACGCAGCCAGCAGCGCCACAAGCGAGGUCGUGGUUCGGGUUGCCGACGGCGCCACACCACGCCGCGAGCAGCAGCAGCAGCAACAGCAACAGCAGCAGCAGCAGCAGCAACAGCAGCCUAAUGUGUCAAACACACUGUCGCCAACGGAUGCCGUGUCAUCACCGAAAGACAAGAGUGAUGAUGGAGAAAGCAAAGGGGACGAUGGCCACGGGCAAUCAAGUGGGCGCCGCAGCCGCGCGUCGAAGCGGUCCAAAUCCAAGCGCCGCAAGCCCACGUUCAUGACAUAUGCCAUUGCCGGCGAGGAGCAGGCUGCAAAGGGCGACUACGACCGUGCCAUUCAGCUGUUUCUCCGCGCCAUCAAGAUGGGCACCGACAUGGAGGAGGCCUUUGCCGCAGCAGUCUCACAGCUGGCGCUGUGCUACUAUGCGAAAAAGGAUUAUCGCCAGGCCCUGCGCUUCCACAAGCAGGAGCUCCUCAGCCACAGAAACAUGGCAAACAAACGCAGCGAGGCAAAGACGUAUGCGCACCUGGGCAACACGUACAAAGGGAUGGGCGAUCUUGAGAAGGCGUCGGAGUGCUACCAGCGUAGUCUUCGCAUUGCCAAGUCCUGCGGUGACUCGGCGGCACAGGCACGCGCCCUCGACAGCAUCGGCAACGUGUACCACAUGCUUGGCAAUGCGUGCGGGCUUGAGGAGAGCAUGGGGCGGCUCACAGAGCCGAGGGACCACAACGCCUUCAACAGCGCCGUCAAAUACUAUCGCAAGACGUUUGGGAGGAAGAACAAAGAGCUGGAUCCUAGCGGGUUGGGGCGUGCGUGUGGGCAUUUAGCCAGCACGUAUGAACGUGUCAAGGACCUUGAGUCUGCGUUUAGAUUGUAUGAGAAGAAACUCAACAUUGCAAUCAAGUACAACGACUUAGCUGGACAGUCGCGCGCGUACAACAGUCUUGGAAACGUUCGCCGCAUGCAGGGACGAUUCCAGGAGGCAAUCCGAUAUUACGACCUGGACCUUGAAGUUGCUCGCAAGCUCGGGGACAAGCAGAGCGAGGCCAUCACGCACAGCAACCUGGGCAGCGCAUACCAGGCGUUUGGCGACUACGAGCACGCAUUGCAGCACCAUGCGCGGCACUUGGAACUCAUGGAGGAGCUGGACAACAAGAGCGGGCUGGCGGGCGCACACGGAAACAUUGCAGCCAUGUACGAACACAGGCGCAACUACACCAAGGCUGCUGAGCACUACCAGCAGAACAUUUCCCUCUCACAAGCGCUUGAGGACAAAGUUGGCGAAAUGCAGGCGCGAGAGCACCUGGCGCGCGUCACACGAUACAUGGAGCAAGGCAUCCAAGUCAUCGACAUGGAUGGCUCGAGUCAGCGCUCGCUUGCGCUCAAAGCGCCGCGCGCACUUCGGAAGGCGACAGUUCGUGGCAUCUCCACGCUCUCACGCAAACUCAUGCCAGGCAGCGUUCGAAGAAGCGACCAGCGUCGGCCAAGCAUCAACGACAUUGGCUGGGACCAGGACGGGUCCAUCUCCCUCGCCGACAUGGCCACCAAGGAGGGCGUCGUGCUGCGCGAUAACUCUGCGAAACAGCGAUCGCGUCGGGCCGUUUCAAUGUCGUUUGCACGCCGGAGUCAGCACGUCAAGUCGAGCAGUGACAGCGAACAAACUACCAGCGAAGACGAAGGCGAGAGUGGGGUGCAGUUGCGCAAGAACCGAUCGAAGCUGCGCACAGCAAGAAACAGGCUGUCAUCCCUCUUCUCCAAGCGCCACACAAUGUCGUAUGACAAUGACGAGAGCAGGAUGAGUGUGAACCGUGGGGCCAUCUCCUCUGCGCUUCAGUUCGAUCCAACGCAUGCGCAGUCCGCGUCUUCGUCGUCAGGCGCCCCUCCCAUCGCAACCACCUCCCUGUCAACCGUCACCACAGCAACCACGCUCUCGCUAGGAAGCAGCACUGCAAGCGCAAGCACAGCUGCAAGCGCUGAUGUUGGUGCUGGUGCCAGCAGGCGAGGUGGUGUUAUCCUCAACGACGACGAUCACGACGACGACGACGACCACAACGAUGAUGGUGCUGCCCGUCAUCAUGUUGCCGCUGGUGGGCGCGUCGCAUCCACGAAACAGCCUGCUGUUGUCGAGGGUAAAUCGGGAACGGACGCGACGGAAGCAAACCCGCGUGCCCCCGCCACCAUCUCGUUCACACCAAAGGUGCUGAGGACAGUUGCAGGGGAGAGCACCGCGCCACAGCAGGUGGAGUUUACAGACAGCCCGCCGCCACGCCGCAUCAACGUCAGGCCCUCCCCACAUGUCGACCGCAAACACGGCGCCCCAUCGGACGGCGGAUAUCUCGAAAUUGCGGGCGCUCCCGAGGUCGCGAUCAGACAACAACAGCAACACCAACAGCAUCAACAACAGCGGCAACAGGCAGGAGAUGACGAUGAGGAGGAGGAGGAGCAAAGCCCUGUGCCUGACAUGUCCACACCAGAGGGUCAACUCAUGGCGGCGAUUCUGAGCUUCAAUACUGUUGCCGGUGUGCAUGAUGAGAGCACGGAGGAGGAAGGCGAGGACGAUCUUGCGAAACACGUCGUGCAUGAUGCAACAACAACAGCAGCAACAACAGCUGCAACAGCAGCACACGCGAGAGGGACUAUGAACAAGAACAGCCGUGACACGAGCAGUGGCAGCAGCAGUCGAGGAUCCUCAGCUGCCGCCACGCACCCGCCGGCACCGCCAACGCAGUUCUCAACGUCAACUACAACAGUGUCAACAUCAUCAGGGGUUGCAGCAGUGGAGGCGAAGGGGCGAGAGUCGCCCUUAUCGCCUGUGCCCGGCCGGUUGUUGGCGCCAAAUGCUACACGCAUGAACAAGCCAUCCCCUCUCGCAAAGCGGGCGUGGGGUUCGGACAGCGAGAGCGAGGUAUUCAUGGCCGUCACGGCCAACGAAGCAGAGGAUCCGUCGGAGCUCUCCUUUGAGGUGGGCGAUGUAUUUAUUGACGUGAAGACGUUGCGAAACCCAAACGUUCUCCUUGGCACGCAUGAAAUCACGGGGCAGCGAGGCAUGAUUCCUGCCGCGUGUGUGACAAAGCAGUUUACACCAAAGAUGGAGGCUGAGACAGACCUGUAAACCAGAGGCCACUUGUGCUUGAGUGUCUGUCGUUUGUCACUCCCCGUUACAUUUCCUCUCUUUCUUAUCCGCCCAUUCUUCCCAUUCCCUCUCUUGACAAUAGCAUCCGCAUCUGUGUGUGUGUGUGUGUGUGUGUGUGUGUGUGUG
This is a messenger RNA of Salpingoeca rosetta, 3808 nucleotides long. RefSeq lists its product as uncharacterized. The transcript is spliced from 20 exons. NCBI's taxonomy places the organism in Eukaryota, Choanoflagellata, Craspedida, Salpingoecidae. The record is from RefSeq and is a predicted model, not a curated record. Bases 197 to 3661 code for a protein of 1154 amino acids. Gene Ontology annotation, molecular function: protein binding.